CUUCAAGGGGGCGGUGUUGCGGCUCAGCUGCGAUGCGACGCGUAAGAGAACCUUAACUUGAGGGGUUUGGACUUCAAACUGGUUUUUAAGUUUUUAGAUUUUGCUUUUCUUUUUGAAUUUUACUCUUUUCAAAAAAUUCUUGUGUGAAUUGACGUGGAAAGGAAGAAUAUUGUUCUGGGAUAUUCGCAUUGCAAUCGAUCGAUUUCAGUCUGCGUAUUAAGAGUCCGGGACGAUCCUACGUUUCAGCCACCCACUCUCCCGCACAAGCAACCAAGCAAGCCAUUGCUCAACGGACAGAAAUAGAAGAUACGAAACUGGUCUUCUCUCGCAGACUUAACAUCAACCGUCCUCACACAACACCCAAAAACCCUCAACCGAAAUAAAUAAACAAAUCAUCAAAAAUGGCAGACGUACCCCUAAAGCCCCUGCACCCCACAGACCAAGACCCGCCCUGUCCAGCAUACGCCGAGGACGCCUCGUCCGCCGCGGCCGCGGAGUCCCAGCCUUUCAUCACCCUCUCCGAGCGCGACAUCGAGGCCGCGGCACCGCCCGCCUACGUCGAGAACCAGGACGACAGCGAAAACGCCGACGGCGAGGCUAGCCCGUUUAAGGGGAAGUCGGUGCCGGUCCGGGUGUUGCUGUGUUUGAUGUCGAUGCUGCUGUUCGCGGUUGGGAUUGGUGGGCUGCUGACUUUGUUUAUCGUGUUUUUUAAGAUAUUGGUGCUUGUUUGGACGAAGUUGGGGUUGUUGUGAGGCGGGGAGAGAUGCGGCUGGGCGUUUAGGGAGGUAAUCUGGAUUUUUGGACGGCUUGACUGUGUAUCAUUAUAGGGUGGGGUUCUGAGACAAGCUCGGGUUCUCGCUCGAGGGGAAAGGGAUUAUGAUAACAUUUGCGAUUGGCUGGGCAGGUUGUUCAGAAGAGGGUUACCAGAGAAAUACCGAUAGCGCUGAUAUGAAUUGAACCUAAACACCCUAAUAACUGAUCUCCUUUAUAAACCAUGAACGGGAUCUUGAAUAUAAAUACUAACAGCAUGAUCCAAUCAUGUUAAAC
This is a messenger RNA of Annulohypoxylon maeteangense, 1047 nucleotides long. RefSeq lists its product as uncharacterized. The record is from RefSeq and is a predicted model, not a curated record. The transcript has 2 exons. Lineage: Eukaryota; Fungi; Ascomycota; Sordariomycetes; Xylariales; Hypoxylaceae. The coding region runs from base 402 to 752 and encodes 116 amino acids.